Micropterus salmoides (largemouth bass) is the source of this 1496-nucleotide messenger RNA. It is a transcript of the gene pdca, whose product is annotated as phosducin a. NCBI's taxonomy places the organism in Eukaryota, Metazoa, Chordata, Actinopteri, Centrarchiformes, Centrarchidae. Gene Ontology annotation, biological process: regulation of G protein-coupled receptor signaling pathway. Bases 454 to 1161 code for a protein of 235 amino acids. The transcript has 7 exons. The record is from RefSeq and is a predicted model, not a curated record.
UGUCUCAACUGGCUCUCGACGGCGCAGUUUAUUUAUUCGCAGUAAGCCAUGUUAAAAAAACCCAUUUUUUCUUGACAAUUAGUUUUAGUAUUUGGGGAUGAAGAGAACACAGGUAAUGUUGACGUUACCUUAACGUUACUCGACGCUAGCUAGCUAGCUGCUCGGCUAACGGUAAUGCGUCAUGCUAGCUAACCUACCACGAGGUUUUAAAAUGUUUGCGGUAAUGUUAAGACGUUUUAGUGGACAACUGGAUUUACUUAUACUAAGCAAACUUGUCACACACAUUCCUUAUAAGAUAAUAUUCCCAAAUUAGCGUUAUACAGCGUUAAAAAAAAAAAAUCACCAGUGUAACGUUAACCGCAUUAACAGCAUCUUUUGGCAGAACCCAAAGAGGGAUGACCUUUCCUAGACACUUCAUACUCUACUACUCCAUCCUAAAGAGCUGCUACGAGGAUGUCUGGCUCUACCCAAGAAGAAGAGGAGUUGCCUGCCAAUCACACAGGUCCAAAAGGCGUAAUUAAUGACUGGCGAAGGUUUAAGUUGGACAGUGUAGAUCAGACUGCCCCCCAAAGAAAAAGAGAGCUGCUCAGACAAAUGUCCAGUCCACGAGAGGAUGACAAGGAGAGACUCAACAGAAAGAUGAGUGUGCAGGAGUACGAACUCAUCCAAGACGAGGAUGAACGUUGCCUGAAACGCUACAGAAAACAGUGCAUGCAGGAAAUGCACGAGCGCCUGAGCUUUGGUCCGACGUUUGAAGUUGUCUACGAGCUUGAAAGUGGAGAAGCCUUCCUGGAAGUGAUAGAGAAGGAACAUCGGUUGACCCCAGUGGUAGUCCACAUCUACCAGCACGGUGUCAAAGGCUGUGAACAGCUGAACUCAUGUCUGGACUGUCUGGCUUCGGAGUACCCCAGUGUUAAAUUUUGUCGCAUUGAUGCUGUGGCAACAGGUGCUGCUGAGCGCUUCUCCUCUGAGGUUCUUCCUGCCUUGCUGGUUUACAAAGCUGGUGAGUUACUGGGUAAUUUCCUGGCUGUUACCAAACACUUCAAUGAAGACUUCUUUGCAACGGAUGUGGAGGCGUUUCUCAAUGGAUACGGCCUGUUACCUGAGAAGGAGUUCACAGCCUGUGCUGAGGAUGAGGAUGAGGGAGGCGACGUGGAAUAGAAAGAGAAGGAAAGACAAAAGAGAAGAGGAUGAUAGUUGAGAGAAGGGGACAAAAGGAGGAAUUGUAGUAGAGGGAAGUGGAAUAAAGUAGAGAAAGAGGAAAGAGGAAGAGGGGACAAUGGAAGGGAGUGCAGAAGAAAGGAAGUGUGGACAAAAAGAAAGGAGGGGAGAACGACAAGUGGGACAGUGUCUCACUCAUGACACACACAAACAAAUGAGUUAAACACACAUAAUAGUAAAAAACCCACCAGAUUGUAUUUAGAAACAGUUAGACCACAUGGUGUGGGAAAGUAUGUGCAGAAAUACUGCUUUCCAAUAAAAAAUACUCUAGCAAA